ACAUUUUUUGUUAUCAUUUGAAGUUAGAAUUUUGUUGGUAUCGGCUGUCACUGAUUGUGUCAUUUUGUAGAAUAGUUAGAAUGCGGUGUGUAAUAUCUUUGCUAGUAGCGAUGUUCUUAGUUGUGAUUGUAAGAUCACAGAACAACGAAUAUUCUGUUGGUGAUAUCUAUAGGAAAUCAGAGAACUUCACAACAGGAAAAGAUAGAAUUGAUUGUCCAGGAGAUAAGAAGCAAACUUGUGCUGAUGGAUACACAUGCUGUGAGAGUCCAUCAGGUGAUUACGCCUGUUGUCCACAUUUGAAUGCUGUCUGUUGUGAGGAUCACAUUCAUUGUUGUCCUCAAGGUUCUUCAUGUGAUGUUGGUAGAUGUAAAAAAGACAAAAAAGACAACAAUAACUUGAUUGAUAUGUAUGGGUAUCCCAUAUUUACCAUUGAUGAUAUGAUGAACAGUCUUGAGAGGAUUAGCCGCUCUGUAUGUCCAGGAGAUGAAUUUCAGUGUCCUUUACAAACCACUUGUUGCAAGCUUUCUGGGGGAAAGUUGUAUGGGUGUUGUCCCUUUGAGGAGGGUGUUUGCUGUUCUGAUGAGCUUCAUUGCUGUCCAAAAGGAUUUGAGUGUACUCCUGAAGAGACUUGUGUUCAUUCCAGUAACUCUACCAUUCCAAUCUCAACUAUCAAUUAAUUUUCUGGUCAAUAAAUUAUAAUCUCAACAAGUGCAGAAUUUAUGCAUUUAAAUUCACAAUGUAUUUUUGCGACAUUAGAAUAAAUCAAUUAUUCAAACGA
Molecule: messenger RNA, 778 nt
Organism: Daphnia pulicaria
Lineage: Eukaryota; Metazoa; Arthropoda; Branchiopoda; Diplostraca; Daphniidae
Product: progranulin-like
Exons: 4
Coding region: 81-677 (198 amino acids)
Cellular component (GO): extracellular region
Source: RefSeq, a predicted model, not a curated record